Molecule: messenger RNA, 225 nt
Organism: Guyanagaster necrorhizus
Lineage: Eukaryota; Fungi; Basidiomycota; Agaricomycetes; Agaricales; Physalacriaceae
Exons: 2
Coding region: 1-225 (74 amino acids)
Source: RefSeq, a predicted model, not a curated record
AUGAACGCCCAGAGGUCUGCUCAUUCUGAACUGUCACAUGCAGCUGGUGUCCGGCUAGUCAUCGAUCUAGCUUGUGGAACUUUGCCGGGAAGGGUCGCAAACGUGAACGCUGGUCUCGAUUUGGGCUCUAGCACCACUGUGGUCGCCUUCGGAGACGAAUACGCUGACGCCGGAAGGGAAAGCGGUAGCACUCAGGCUGCCGCUUUGGCUAACAGGUCGGGAUAG